AUGUCGCAGAUCCUGGGAAGUGCGGCGAAGUUUGUCGCUGGAAAGCAAGCCAACGAGUUCGCACACCGCUUUGAGCCCGAGGACCCCUACUAUGAGUACUACGAGCAGAACGGCAAACAAAAACGCCGCAAGCGUGCGCUGCCUCCCGGUCUCUCGAAGAAGGAUGCCAAGAUCCUGCGCAAGGUGAUGCGCCGUGCGCACUACCUCGACAAGGGGUUCCACAUCUGCGGUAUCCGUUUCGGUUGGACCUUCCUCAUCGGCCUGAUUCCGCUGGCUGGUGACAUUACCGAUGCCCUGCUCAACUACCACCUUGUGGUGAAGAAGGCGAAGCAGGUCGACGGUAUUCCUGAAUCGCUCAUCCGCCAAAUGAUGAUGAACAACGCGGUCUCGAUUGGUGUCGGUGUCGUGCCGCUGGUGGGUGACAUUGCCUUGGCCGCCUGGAAGACCAACUGGCGCAACGCAGCUCUGCUCGAAAAAUUCCUGCGCGAGCGCGGCGCGGCCAACCUUGCCGGCAACGGAUUCGACACGCAGGGCGGCGCCGGCCACUCGUCCGCGAUCGGCACGCAGCACGCGACCGCCACCGGCGCCACGCACGGCGGAGCCGCUCCUCCUCCCGUUCCGCAUCGCCCUACGUAG
Messenger RNA from Malassezia japonica, 636 nucleotides. RefSeq lists its product as uncharacterized. The record is from RefSeq and is a predicted model, not a curated record. The transcript has 5 exons. NCBI's taxonomy places the organism in Eukaryota, Fungi, Basidiomycota, Malasseziomycetes, Malasseziales, Malasseziaceae. The coding region runs from base 1 to 636 and encodes 211 amino acids.